AUGUCUGCUAUUACUUUUUAUGGAAAUGAGGAAACUCUUGAAAUCAUUCAAGAAAAACGACCCAAUCUUCCCAGACUUAAACACCAUGGAUUGGACCUAAAAAGAAGUAUGCAACUCCAAUCUUGGAUAGGCUACUUUACUCUGCUUAGAGAUCCCAUCUUCAUUGUCCUUGUGAAGGAAUUUUGGAAGUAUGCCAAAAUUAGUGAUGAUGGCAACACCAUUUUGUCUGAAAUCUUCAGACUUCCCAUUGAUGUCACCAUCUCUUCCAUAGUAAGAGUCACUGGGUGUGUCUCAUCUGGAGUCACCAUUGAUGAAUAUCAAUCAUACCUAAGUAUUGUUGAAAGGUUUAGGGUUCUUCAUGAUAGUUCAGUAUCAUAUGAACCAACUAAUCCUGGAACCCUUCUUCCUUCAGCCAAGACUUGGUUUAGGUUCUCCCUUUCCAACCUCCAUCCUCAAGCCACAGCAAGAAGAACUUUGUCUCAUGAUGACAUCAUUUUUGUCUUCCUCUUGAUCCAUCACUUCAAGAUCAACCUUCCAAAAACCAUCUUAAUUCGUCUGAAACACGCCAUUGAAAUAUCAAGAACACAGACUCAAUCAUAUAUUCCUUAUGGAAGGAUACUAUCUGAGAUAAUGAUUCAAGACAAGAUUUGGGAGUUGAUAAAGAAUAAUGGACCAGAUAAUGCACUGGUUGAAGAAAGGUGUGCUAGAGAUGAUAUAAGGCAAAAGCGUCCGAAGCCUGGGUGGAUAUCAAUAGAAAUCAUCACCGAUACAAUAGAAGCAGAGCAAGACAGCAACAUCGACUUAAAACCAGAGAAUUAG
This is a messenger RNA of Vicia faba (fava bean), 819 nucleotides long. Lineage: Eukaryota; Viridiplantae; Streptophyta; Magnoliopsida; Fabales; Fabaceae. The record is from the annotation of a GenBank genome assembly.